This is a messenger RNA of Ogataea angusta, 789 nucleotides long. RefSeq lists its product as uncharacterized. The record is from RefSeq and is a predicted model, not a curated record. Lineage: Eukaryota; Fungi; Ascomycota; Pichiomycetes; Pichiales; Pichiaceae. Gene Ontology annotation, biological process: tRNA wobble position uridine thiolation; protein urmylation. The transcript is spliced from 2 exons. Gene Ontology annotation, cellular component: cytoplasm. Bases 1 to 789 code for a protein of 262 amino acids. Gene Ontology annotation, molecular function: URM1 activating enzyme activity; nucleotidyltransferase activity; thiosulfate-cyanide sulfurtransferase activity.
AUGUCUCUGUCUUUAGAUGAGUACCUCCGCUACGGGCGACAGCUCAUAGUGCCCGAGUUCGGUCUGCGGGGCCAGAUAUCGCUGAAGGAGUCUCGUGUGCUGGUCGUUGGAGCCGGUGGUCUUGGGUGUCCAGCUUUGCAGUAUCUAGUUGGAGCUGGUUUUGGCACGGUGGGAAUCGUGGAUCACGACACCGUCGAUAUGUCGAACCUUCACAGACAAAUUCUGCACACGACAGAAACCGUGGGGAUGCUGAAAUGUGAGUCUGCAAAACUGCAGCUGACCAAGCUCAAUCCUUUGGUGCAGAUCAACACUCAUCCGGUGGCUCUCAGCCCGGACAACAGUUUUGGAAUUUUUGAGCAAUACGAUAUCGUUUUGGACUGCACGGACACCCCUGCCACCCGGUACUUGAUCAAUGAUACCGCCGUCCUUCUUGGCCUGACUGUUAUCUCCGGAUCUGGUCUCAAAACUGAAGGCCAGUUAUCUAUUCUCAAUUUUAACAACACCGGCCCCUGCUACCGUUGUUUCUAUCCAACACCGCCACCUCCCAGCUCUGUGACUGCCUGCAGCGACGGCGGGGUUCUUGGCCCGAUCAUUGGAAUCAUGGGUGUGAUGAUGGCACUAGAAGCUAUCAAGGUGGUUAGUGGCUACUACUUGAAGGAGGAUGUGGAGUUUCAGCCCUUUUUAUCUUUGUACAGUGGUUAUGGUCCGUUGCAAAGCUUACGGACGUUCAAGAUGCGCAGACGAUCGCCCAAAUGCCGAGCGGACUUGUACAAUGGUCCAAACAGAUAG